This is a messenger RNA of Trichomonas vaginalis G3, 333 nucleotides long. RefSeq lists its product as uncharacterized. Lineage: Eukaryota; Parabasalia; Trichomonadida; Trichomonadidae. The transcript has a single exon. The coding region runs from base 1 to 333 and encodes 110 amino acids. The record is from RefSeq and is a predicted model, not a curated record.
AUGCUUCCAAUAGAAAAAGAAAAUUCUAGAGUUGCUACAACUAAACCAUUAGAUGAACUUUUUACUAAUGUCGGUCAAAAGUUUGACUUAGAUACUAUAAAGCAUGAAGGCUAUCGUUUUGACUACCCAUUAAGAUGGUUAAGAGACCCAUCUGUCACAAAAGCUAUUGGCUUUCGAAGAAUAAAGUUUGUGUCUGUAGAAGAUAAAAGUUUUCCAUUUAUUGUAAGGUUUCAUAUAGAUUAUACAUCUGAAGGGCAACGAAAAAUGUGGGAAGAAAUUGAGCUAAUACAAGUUGACCUCUCAUCUUCUCUACAGACUGCAUUAAAAAUAUAG